This is a messenger RNA of Drosophila simulans, 1611 nucleotides long. It is a transcript of the gene Prps, whose product is annotated as ribose-phosphate pyrophosphokinase 2. The record is from RefSeq and is a predicted model, not a curated record. Bases 103 to 1281 code for a protein of 392 amino acids. Gene Ontology annotation, biological process: 5-phosphoribose 1-diphosphate biosynthetic process; ribonucleoside monophosphate biosynthetic process; purine nucleotide biosynthetic process. NCBI's taxonomy places the organism in Eukaryota, Metazoa, Arthropoda, Insecta, Diptera, Drosophilidae. Gene Ontology annotation, molecular function: ribose phosphate diphosphokinase activity; magnesium ion binding. The transcript is spliced from 9 exons. Gene Ontology annotation, cellular component: cytoplasm; ribose phosphate diphosphokinase complex.
GCAAAACAGCUGAGUGCGUCUUGUUAUUAAACGGGUUGUUCAAUCAAAUAGUCGACGCUUACCUGUCGCAGAACCUUCAUCACGGGAUUUGCUUUGUGAAUAAUGCCCGAUAAGAAAUGCACGGAAAACGAGCAGAAUGAUUGUGUGAUGCCAGUUCGCUCUGCUAAUCCGAUACGCGCUAGAAGUUUGAUCCGAGACAAUUUGGAGAAACAGGCUGGUUGUCUAAAUUUAAUCCACUCCAGAAUGCCGAACAUCAAAGUGUUUUCGGGCACCUCGCAUCCGGAUUUGGCCCAGCGGAUCGUCGAUCGCCUGGGAAUCGAUCUCGGCAAGGUGGUUACGAAGAAGUUCAGCAACUUGGAGACCUGUGUGGAAAUUGGGGAAUCGGUGCGCGGCGAGGAUGUGUACAUCGUGCAGUCGGGAUCCGGCGAGAUCAACGAUAACUUGAUGGAGCUGCUGAUCAUGAUCAAUGCGUGCAAAAUCGCCUCAGCCUCGCGUGUUACAGCUGUGAUUCCUUGCUUUCCAUAUGCCCGCCAAGACAAAAAAGACAAGUUGGCAGGCAGUGAGGAUAAUGCGGAAAGCAAGAAACUAGCCAAGAAAAACUACGAUUGGAAAUUUAGGGCCAAUGCACAGAGUCGUGCGCCCAUCUCGGCCAAAUUGGUGGCCAACAUGCUGUCCGUUGCUGGAGCGGAUCACAUCAUCACCAUGGAUCUGCACGCCUCACAGAUUCAGGGCUUCUUUGAUAUACCAGUUGAUAAUCUCUAUGCCGAGCCGGCGGUGCUCAAGUGGAUCAAGGAGAACAUUCCCGAGUGGAAGAACUCGAUCAUUGUGUCGCCCGAUGCUGGCGGUGCCAAGCGUGUCACCUCAAUUGCCGAUCGCCUGAAUGUGGAGUUCGCUCUGAUACACAAGGAGCGCAAGAAGGCCAACGAAGUGGCCUCCAUGGUACUGGUGGGUGAUGUCAAGGACAAGAUUGCCAUUCUGGUCGACGACAUGGCCGACACAUGCGGCACCAUUGUGCAUGCCGCCGAUCGUCUGGUGGAGGCGGGAGCCACCAAGGUAUAUGCCAUUCUGACGCAUGGCAUUUUCUCGGGUCCGGCGAUCUCGCGGAUCAACAAUGCUUGUUUCGAGGCGGUGGUGGUGACCAACACCAUACCGCAGGAUGGACACAUGCGGGACUGUCCCAAAAUCCAGUGCAUUGAUGUCUCGAUGAUGUUCGCCGAGGCCGUCAGACGGACACACAACGGCGAGAGUGUCUCGUAUCUCUUCUCAAAUGUUCCAUACUAAACAACAAACAAACAAACAAGCAAACAAUCGGCAGAAAAACCAGCAAACGUUUGAUAAAACAGCAACCAGAACACCGUUAGCAAGCCACAGCAAAAUGAAAAGAGGAAAAAACCCACUUUAAUAGCAAUUUGUAAUGCAAUUCAACAAACACAACAAUUCGAAAACACAUAUUUUGCCAUCAUCAUCGUUAUAUAUUUUUUAUGGAUUAACUAUUGUAAUUAAAGUAAAUGCAAACUCAGUAGAUGGGAAAUCGUCAUUGUGUAAUUAUACUAAAUAGGAGCAUAAAGAUCAACACUAAACACCGCAAAAACAAUACAAAAAGUAAACAAA